This is a messenger RNA of Nyctereutes procyonoides (raccoon dog), 1365 nucleotides long. It is a transcript of the gene RNF187, whose product is annotated as ring finger protein 187. The transcript is spliced from 5 exons. Bases 1 to 1068 code for a protein of 355 amino acids. Lineage: Eukaryota; Metazoa; Chordata; Mammalia; Carnivora; Canidae. The record is from RefSeq and is a predicted model, not a curated record.
AUGCGCCGGGAGCGGGCCCAGGCGGGGCGGCGGGUGCAGAACGGCGGGAAGGCGGGCGGGCCCGCGGACUGGAGAGUGACCCGCGGGCGGCGGGAGCACCGCUGCCAGGACCCUGGAGAGCGGCGCGCACCCCUGCCAGGACCUUGUGCGGAGGCGCGGCCGGCCGGGGUCCGCGAGCGUGAGGCACACCGCUGCCAGGACCCUGCGUGGCGCGCCCCUCCGUCACCGCCCCGCGCGCCCCCGUCGCCGUCCUUGUCCCCGGCCUGCGCCGUGCGGCCGCGCUCUCCAGCCCCUUCUCGUGUCCGUGCCCGCCGCCUCUCCGCCGGCCGCGCCCGCCUCGGGGCCCCCGCCGCCGCCGCCCUGGCGCUCCCCGCGGGCCCCGCCGAGGCCGCCUGCGCCCUGUGCCAGCGCGCGCCCCGAGAGCCGGUGCGCGCCGACUGCGGCCACCGCUUCUGCCGGGCGUGCGUGCUGCGCUUUUGGGCCGAGGAGGACGGGCCCUUCCCGUGCCCCGAGUGCGCCGACGACUGCUGGCAGCGCGCGGUGGAGCCCGGCCGCCCGCCCCUCAGCCGCCGACUGCUGGCGCUCGAGGAGGCGGCCGCGGCACCCGCGCGCGACGGCCCGGCCUCCGAGGCGGCCCUGCAGCUGCUGUGCCGCGCCGACGGGGGCCCGCUGUGCGCCGCCUGCCGCAUGGCCGCGGGGCCCGAGCCGCCCGAGUGGGAGCCGCGCUGGAGGAAGGCGCUGCGCGGCAAGGAGAACAAGGGGUCGGUGGAGAUCAUGAGAAAAGACCUGAACGAUGCACGGGACCUGCAUGGCCAGGCCGAGUCUGCUGCGGCCGUGUGGAAGGGACAUGUGAUGGACCGCCGGAAGAAAGCCCUCACCGACUACAAGAAGCUGCGGGCCUUCUUUGCCGAGGAAGAGGCGCGUUUUCUGCAGGAGGCGGAUAAAGACGAGGGGUCCUUGGAGGAUGAGGACUCAGACCCGGCUGAGCGCUUUGGGUCCCUGCUGCAGGCCGUGUCGGAGCUGGAGCAUAGGCACCGCAACCUGGGCCUCAGCAUGCUGCUCCAGUGAGCUCCUGCCCCCCCUGCUGGCUCCAGGCCCCAGAAGCUGCACCCACCGUGGCCUGGCCCCCCAUUGCUGCCUCCUGGACCCACAGCAUCCUUCACCUUCGAGGGUCUGCUCCUAGGUGUACACGCAGGAUGCGUACCACAGGUGCCCACCAUGGGUUGUGCCAGAGAGUAUCCCUGUUCCCUCUUCCUCUGGGCGUUCAUGUUCCCCAGGCUCCACACAUGUGACCCUAGAGACCUGUAGCAGGGGCACCGUUCACCCCAGUGUAUCAUGACUCUUCAUAAAGCUCUUGUCGCUGCC